UUUAUUUUUUUUUUUAACUCCAUAGUACUCUCUAUAAUAAUUUUUUUCAAUGUCUGACAAAAACGACGUACAAAUUAACAAAAAUCCAAAUGACUGGAUUAUUUGGAUUGAAAAAGCCAUUUCUGAAAAUGAUAUAAAAUAUUAUGAAUACGAACAUUUUCAUAAUAUUAAAAAAAUUGGUAAAAAUGUUUGUCGUGCAAAUUGGAAAAAUUCGGAAAAAUGUUUUGUACUUAAAUCCUUUAACGCUAACAGCACAAAUGUAAAGGAAAUCAUCCACGAGCUUGAACUUCGUCGUGAAGUUGAUUUAAAUAAAAAAAUUAUUAAAUUUUUUGGUAUCACUGACAAAGAAAAUCUAAUUGAUCAAACUAAGAAAUGUUUACUUGUAAUGGAGUAUGCUGAUGGUAGUUCCCUUCGAAGCUAUUUAAAAGAAAAUUUUAAUAAUCUUACUUGGAAAGAUAAACAUGAAAUGGCAUAUCAAUUGACAUGUGCUGUAUUAUUUUUACAUGAUAGAUGGAUCGUACAUUGUAAUUUGCACCCUGGCAGUAUAUUAGUUCAUCAAAAUACUAUCAAAUUAGCCGAUUUUGGAUUUUUAUCAAAAAGAAUUGAAGAAUCUAAUAAUCAACGAUCGAGUUCAUUCGAUAAAAUUCCUUAUAUUGAUCCAAAAUGGUUAAAUAAUAUUAAUAUAAUAAAGCAAUCUCCAUUAAAUGAGAAGAGUGAUGUAUAUAGUAUUGGUGUAUUAUUAUGGGAAAUAUCAAGUGGUAGACUACCAUUUAAGGAUGAACCAUUUGAUACUGGUUUGGUUAUGCGAAUCUUACAAGGUUAUAGAGAGACGAUUGUUCAAAAUACUCCUCUUGAUUACUCUAUUCUUUAUACAGAAUGCUGGGAUAAUGAACCAGAUAAUAGACCAACAAUGGAUCAAGUAGUUGCUAAAUUAAAAGAAAUUAUUACAAAAAACAAAACGAUAACACAGAAACCUAAACUUAAUUUUGAUUAUGGUAAUACAUCAAAUACAAAUGAUUCAUCGAAUGAAGAAUUAUUUCAAAUUAUUCCAAAUUUUAAUAAAAUUAAUAUAAAGGAAAUCGAACCUACAACACAAAAUAUUCAUGGAAACAUUUAUGAAGAGGAUUUAAGUAUUAUUAUUGAUGAAUUAGUUAAACUUUAUUUUAAGGAAGUAAAUGAAGGAAAAGAAGAAAAAACAAGAAGAAAAGAUGUUUU
This is a messenger RNA of Rhizophagus irregularis DAOM 181602=DAOM 197198, 1215 nucleotides long. RefSeq lists its product as uncharacterized. Gene Ontology annotation, molecular function: ATP binding; protein binding; protein kinase activity. The record is from RefSeq and is a predicted model, not a curated record. Gene Ontology annotation, biological process: protein phosphorylation. NCBI's taxonomy places the organism in Eukaryota, Fungi, Glomeromycota, Glomeromycetes, Glomerales, Glomeraceae.